This is a messenger RNA of Suillus bovinus, 2045 nucleotides long. RefSeq names its product major facilitator superfamily domain-containing protein. Bases 298 to 1779 code for a protein of 493 amino acids. The record is from RefSeq and is a predicted model, not a curated record. Gene Ontology annotation, molecular function: transmembrane transporter activity. Lineage: Eukaryota; Fungi; Basidiomycota; Agaricomycetes; Boletales; Suillaceae. Gene Ontology annotation, biological process: transmembrane transport. The transcript is spliced from 8 exons.
AUCAGCCGCACGGCUUAGGCAGACUGAUUACAAGUUUAACUGCGAAUACUUGGAUUAUAGACGAUAUCCGCUUUGACAAGAGUCAACACGCUUGGAUUCACGACCAGAGCUUCAAGUUUGGUCCAGCGAUCUUGGUAUGGUCUUUGCCAUCGGACUUUCUGGCCGAGGCAGACACCCAUGCCAGAUGGCGGCCCAGAUCUCAGACCCGGAAGUAUAAUUCGGAUCACGGAAAUGUCACGAACCUAUGGGUAUUAGUUCCUCGGACCUCGGCCGUUUUCUUUCUUGCGAACCAUCAUCAUGUCCCAACAGCAGGUGGACGAGGAGACGCCGUUGCUGCCCGUGCAACAGAAGAAGGCUAGAACACCAUUGCCUUGGCGUCAAUUCUCUAUCAUACUGUUUCUUCAGCUCGCAGAACCGCUCACUUCACAAGUUAUCUCUCCCUUUGCACCUCAGCUGAUUAGAGACAUUGGCAUCACGGAUGGCGAUGAAACUCGUGUAGGAUACUAUGUCGGAUUAAUGCAUUCCCUGUUCUUUGCCACACAAGCCCUGACCGUUCUCCAUUGGAGUCGUAUAUCAGACCACAUCGGACGGAAGCCCGUCAUUUUAACAGGCCUGUUUGGAUUGUCCGUUUCCAUGUACUGUUUCGGCCUAUCUAGAACCUUUUCGGGGCUCGUACUAAGCCGUGCUCUGAAUGGUGCUUUGAACGGCAAUAUCGGCGUAAUCAAAAGUAUGAUGGUGGAGCUCACCGACUCCACUAACUUAGCCCAGGCAUAUGCCUAUAUGCCGAUAGCUUGGUCAAGCGGUGGGGCUAUUGGACCCUUAAUAGGCGGUUCAUUAUCACGACCAGCGGAUCGAUUUCCGAACAUCUUCGGACAUUUGCAAUUCAUGAAGACCUAUCCUUAUUUCCUCGCAUGCGCUGUGCCUGCUACCUUUUCUGCAGUGGCUUGGGUUGUCACGUUUCUUUUCUUGCAGGAGACUGUACCUACCAGGGUGACUCUCUGGCACCUGCUAAAGGGGAAGAGUCACGAACAUUCCACUUCUCUCAAGGUCCCCGUGACUUCCACAGGAUCAACCGAUUCCCUCAACACAGAUGAUAUCACUCGACGUGCGAAGGUUGAUGACUCGAAGCCGCUACCCCUUCGUUCACUCUUGAUACCCAAAGUGAUCAUAGCCGCUGGAAAUUAUGCUGCUUUGUCAUUCCUUGACAUUGCAUUUCGUGCCGUACAACCUGUGUUCUUCGCCACACCGGUAGAGCUUGGUGGGCUGGGAUUGGAUCCCCCGCGCAUCGGCAAUAUUCUAGCUAUCUAUGGUGUGAUCAAUGGCUUGUUCCAAAUAUUUUUCUUCGCCGACCUCCAUGAUCGUUUCGGCUCAAAGAUAAUCUAUUCUGUCUCAAUGGCUGCUGGAAUUCCGAUGAUCCUCACCCUUCCUAUCCUCAAUGCUGUAGCCAGGGUGCAUGGGUUAAGCCUCACAGUAUGGGCAAUUGUUGGCCUGCAACUUGUUUUGUCAAUGAUAUUAAAUUUGGCAUAUUCCUGCAUAUUUAUAUAUAUCGCCGCGGCCUCUCCAAACCAGGCAUCUCUUGGUGCAACGAAUGGGAUCGCUCAGUUGGGUGUUUCAAUCGCGCGAACGAUCGGCCCCGCAACCGCCACGUCCACGUUCUCGUUUUCCAUUCAAAACCCCCACCAGGCAUGGAUAGUCUAUUAUUAUCUGAUUGCCCUUGUCUGUAUGGGCAUCUGUACAUCGCUCUUACUUCCUCGACAGUUGUGGAAGAAAAACUAUUAAUUCUUACGCCCAUGUAUGGUUUCUUUGAGGUCGCUGCUAGGGGUCAAAGGGAAAUCAUCUCACGUUUUCACGAAUAUUGUCAUUGAGUUUCAUGUUUCACUGGUCUUGACCUAUCAGAUAUUUGAGACAGUUGAAUUUUUCUCCAUGCUCUUAAGUAUUAUUUUGGUCGUGUCUAUCAACCGGUCAUUGUCAAUUCGGCGGUCGGCAAACGUUACAACGUGUCACACAUCCGUGCGUGACAUCCUGUCCACCAAAGGACACUGCCA